This is a messenger RNA of Quercus lobata, 747 nucleotides long. RefSeq names its product zinc finger BED domain-containing protein RICESLEEPER 3-like. Gene Ontology annotation, biological process: regulation of transcription by RNA polymerase II. The record is from RefSeq and is a predicted model, not a curated record. NCBI's taxonomy places the organism in Eukaryota, Viridiplantae, Streptophyta, Magnoliopsida, Fagales, Fagaceae. Gene Ontology annotation, cellular component: nucleus. The transcript has a single exon. Bases 1 to 747 code for a protein of 248 amino acids. Gene Ontology annotation, molecular function: sequence-specific double-stranded DNA binding.
AUGACUGCACAUGAUAACAUUGGUAGCUCCAAUCCAUCUGCACCUAUUGGCAACAAUCAAUUUCCUUUGAUAGUAGAUGAAGAUAAUGCAACCCCGUCAUCACCUCUGUUGGAUAGGCCAAAAGAUGUCCAGCCUAACAAUGAGAUAAUUGAAGAAGAGGGGAAGUACAAUUCAAUUGUUUGGAAUCAUUUUAAGAGAAAGAGAGUUGAUGAGAAAGACAAGGCUAAGUGCAAUUAUUGUAAGAUAUUGCUAGUAAGGGGAUCCAAUUAUGGCAUUAAACAUUUGUAUGACCACGUGAAAAUAUGUCCAAGGAGAAAGUUUCAAGACAUUAGAGAUAUGAAUCAAAAAAGUUUGGUGAGGGAUCAAAAUAAAGUGGAUUCAAUGGUGGGUGUGAAUGCUUAUCAUUUUGAUCAAAAUGUAUCAAGAAAUAAACUUGCUCAUAUGAUCAUCUUGCAUGAGUAUCUCCUUUCUAGAGUUGACCACAUUGGUUUUAGAAAAUAUUCAAAUUCUCUUCAACCAUUGUUUAGGAUGGUUUCUAGGAAUGCAAUCAAGAAGGAUAUUUGGAGCAUCUAUGAGAAUGAAAGGGAGAAAUCAAAGCAUGAAAUUGAUAAGAAUCAAGGUAGAAUUUCUAUUACCAAUUAUAUGUGGACUUCACAAAACAAAAAGCGAGGGUUUACAGUUGUAAAAGCACACUUCAUUGAUGGUUUGUGGAGAUUACAAAGCCGAGUUAUGAGGUACUUUUUUUAA